Molecule: messenger RNA, 1479 nt
Organism: Priceomyces carsonii
Lineage: Eukaryota; Fungi; Ascomycota; Pichiomycetes; Serinales; Debaryomycetaceae
Gene: HYS2
Product: DNA-directed DNA polymerase delta subunit
Exons: 1
Coding region: 1-1479 (492 amino acids)
Biological process (GO): DNA replication; DNA strand elongation involved in DNA replication
Cellular component (GO): delta DNA polymerase complex
Molecular function (GO): DNA binding
Source: RefSeq, a predicted model, not a curated record
AUGAAUCUCAUUUCCAAUAAAACUUUUAAUUUAAUCUAUGAUGAGGCAAUGGAUGACGUACAAGCAUACUUAAAUAAGAAUAUAUCUACAGAGUACUCUGUGUCCAAUAGAGAGGAUGUUUCAAGCGAUAAAAAUUAUCCAAGAAGGGAUGACUUCAAACUUUCACGUAAUCGAAAGUAUGAUCAACAAUUCUUUUCGAUGUAUCAGUAUAGAUUAUCCACACUAAAGGAUGGAGUUGAUAAUAACGCUUUAGCGAAAUGGGGUGACGGAACUAGAAAGGUGGAUGGACAGGUGAUAAAAAAAAAAGAGAAGAUAUUGGAUAUCAGAGGUGGAGAAUUGUGUUGGGUUAGUGGAACAGUAUUUUCAGAUCUCAAGUACAAAUUAAAUAUCUUAGAAGACGUUGACGCUGGGAAGGACGAUGUUUUACCACCAUUCCCAAAGAGCUAUAUACGCGAUGAUGAAACAUGGACUGUUAUGAUAGAAGAUGAAUCAGGAAGGGCAAUACUCAAUAAUGAUGACUUUUUGAAAAAGAAUAUACUUGUAACUGGCUGCAUUGUUGCUGUGUUAGGAAUUGAAAUUCAGGCUGGCAUAUUUGAGAUUUUUGACAUAGUUUACCCAGUUCCAGCGCCCCAAAGACCCUUGUCUGCUUCCAAUAGGGUCAAAGGAAAAGUUGCCUUGAUAUCUGGUCUCAAUAUUGAUAAUAAUAUUACGAAUGAUUUGAAAUUGGAGCUUUUGAAACAAUAUUUGGCGGGAGAACUAGGCCUGGAUGAAGAAAAACAAAGCGCUUCUCAGAUCGCAGACUUAAUCAUUGUUGGUAAUUCAGUACAGCCAAUUAAACAAGACGACAGUGACGAGACUUUCAUAUCCUCCAAUAAUUAUGGGUCCAAAAACAUAUCGAAAUUCAACCCAGAAUCGCUAACUAAAUUUCUGCACUUAAUAGAUGAUAUUUUAGCAUCCAUGCCCGUCACAAUCAUGCCUGGUGCAAGUGAUCCAGCCGAGAUCUGUUUGCCUCAGCAGCCAUUACACCGGGCAAUAUUUUCGAAGAGCCUGGACUUUUAUAAAAAUAGUAUCCUAAAGUUGGCAACAAACCCUAACUGGUUCGAUUUUGAAGGUGUGAGUUUACUUGGGACAUCAGGUCAGAAUAUAGAAGACAUUUUCAAGUAUUUACCUGAAGAUGUGAGAGAAGACCGUAAUCCAGCAGAUGUAAUGGAAGAUACGAUAAAAUGGCAAAAUAUUGCACCAACUGCUCCUGACACGCUCUAUUGUUAUCCUUAUGAAGGUACGGAUCCCUUUGUCUUGAGCAAAGAGCUUCCCCAUGUAUAUUUUGCUGGGAAUCAGACUACAUACAGCACAAAAGAAUUUAUCCACGAAGAUACCAGAAUACGAUUGAUAUCAAUUCCAGAGUUUAACGAAACUGGCCAGGUUGUGAUCUUAGAUCUAGAGUCUUUGACCCCAAGUCUUUUAACCAUUGCAGUAUAG